Molecule: messenger RNA, 1467 nt
Organism: Fusarium vanettenii 77-13-4
Lineage: Eukaryota; Fungi; Ascomycota; Sordariomycetes; Hypocreales; Nectriaceae
Exons: 3
Coding region: 1-1467 (488 amino acids)
Molecular function (GO): succinate-semialdehyde dehydrogenase (NAD+) activity
Source: RefSeq, a predicted model, not a curated record
AUGGCCUCAAGUGACAAAGCUAACGGCUCGUCUACGCAGACGAGCGACACGGUUCCUUUCAUCAUUAACGGGAAAGAUGUCACCUCAACCUCGACCUUUGCGGUGAACAACCCCAGCACCGGCAAGGAGCUCUGGAAUGGCUCUUCUGCCUCAAUCAGCGAGGCGAUCGGGGCCGUCGAGGCAGCCCAGGCAGCCUUUGCCUCAUGGUCUCAGACCAAACCGAGUUUUCGAAGAGGCAUCAUGUUCCGCGCGGCAGACCUCUUUGUAAGCAGAAAGGAGGAGCUAUUCUCCUAUCAGAGCCAAGAGACGGGUGCGGGGCGGCAGUUCAUGGAGAUCAACAUUAAUGCUACGGCGCAGAUCCUCAGGGAUAUUGGCGGCAGAAUUGAAGCUGCGGUUGAAGGGUCUGUUCCUGUGACGGCAGAGGAGGGCUCACAUGCAAUCAUGGUCAAAGAGCCGUAUGGCGUCGUUCUCGCUAUUGCCCCAUGGAAUGCUCCAUACGUGCUGGGGGCACGAUCAGUUGCGUUUGCCCUGGCAACAGGCAACACGACGGUUCUCAAGGGUUCCGAACUCAGUCCACGCGUGUUUUGGGCCAUUGGCGACAUCUUUCGACAAGCUGGCCUACCGGACGGUUGCCUCAACAUCAUCUAUCAUCGACCGGCAGAUGCGGCUGCCGUCACAGAAGCGCUGAUCGCCCAUCCAGCAAUCAAGAAGAUCAACUUUACUGGCAGCACCCUUGUCGGAAGCAUCAUCGCCAGCUUGGCAGGUAAACACGUAAAGCCGCUUUUGCUGGAACUGGGUGGGAAGGCCAGCGCCAUAGUUCUCCAAGACGCGGACCUGAAAAAGGCCGCUGCCAGCUGCGCAGUUGGCGCCUUCAUCCACGGUGGCCAGGUGUGCAUGUCGACGGAGCGCAUCCUGGUGCACAAGUCGAUUGCGGAAGAUUUCAGCGCCGCUCUCAAAAAGGCCACGCAGAAGCUCUUUGGAUCCGAGGCUCCACCGUUUGUGCUGAUCAAUUCCACGGCCGUGCAGAAGAACAAGCGGCUGAUUGCCGACGCGGUCAGCAAGGGCGCGGUGACCCUGUUAGGCAAUGCCGAGGCCACCGAAGACCAGCCGACCAAGAUGAGACCCAUCAUCGUUUCCAACGUGUUCAAAGACAUGGAAAUAUAUUACACGGAAUCUUUCGGGCCGACAGUGUCUCUGAUGACGUUUGAAACGGAGGAGGAGGCUCUCACGGUCGCGAAUGACACCGACUACGGACUUUCGGGGGCCAUCUUCUCCGAGGACUUGAAAGCCGCCAUGAGGGUCGCUAGGAAGUACGAGUCCGGGGCAGUCCACAUAAACUCGAUGACUGUGCACGAUGAAGCUUCGUUGGUGCAUGGAGGAGCCAAGAAGAGCGGCUAUGGAAGGUUCAAUGCUGCGCAAGGCUUAGGGGAGUUUCUCAGGUACAAGACCAUUACCUGGAGGGAGUGA